Messenger RNA from Talaromyces rugulosus, 1437 nucleotides. RefSeq lists its product as uncharacterized. The transcript has a single exon. The record is from RefSeq and is a predicted model, not a curated record. Bases 1 to 1437 code for a protein of 478 amino acids. NCBI's taxonomy places the organism in Eukaryota, Fungi, Ascomycota, Eurotiomycetes, Eurotiales, Trichocomaceae.
AUGUCUUGGCCCACGAAUGAGCAACAAGUAGCACCUCUCGGGCUAUCCCUCCAUGAUCAAGACAAAAUCUACGCCGCGGGUGACACAAUCACGGGUACGAUUCAUAACUGGAACCAACAUCGGAUCAAUGGCAGCUGGAUUGAGCUCAUACUCGCUGGCCGUUGCAAAUCAACGCUGCAAUUUCCGAGAAAGGUCUAUUACACCCACAAGGACCGAGUACCAUUGAUAUACCACAUCGAGAAACUGCAUCCCGCCGAGUCCGAUGGGGAAAUCCAUUUCUCUAUCGCGAUCCCCCACCGGGUUCAGAAAGAUCUUUCAGGCCUACCUGAUCUCAAAAAGAGGCUCGGCUAUUGGACGCACUCAUGGUCUAAUUCACCGUUCUUUAACACACAAUCCGAACACGAAUUACCACCAUCAAUAGCCGUGUCUAGGAGUCUUUUAGUAAACAACGGGGAAUUGUGUGGGUCGGGACAUAUCCACUACACACUCACGGCGGUUAUAUCAAAAAUGGGGGAGAGCGGUGAAAAGACAGAGGUUUUUUGUUCUGACGAGGAGACUUUGGAUAUCACUACAUCUCGUAUUUCAGUGAAGGACUGGGGGGAACUAUCCCGGAACAACCAGACUACUGAUAAUUCAACGUUUACAUUAAUGUUGCCGGAAAAGGGACUGCAAUUUAAAAGCAAAGAGAAGCCAAAACUAGCAAUCAUGAAGAAAAUCGAACAAGCCUUUGGUAAGAAUCCAUCCUUGACCAUGGCAACACAAAUCACUUUUCCGAGAGUUGCUACGGUGGGCAGCAGCAUAACGUUUUCACUGCGUUUGGGCAGCGUGUCAAGUUCACAUAAAAACCCCAAUGGUUUUACCCUUCCGCCUAUCACUCUGCAACGAGUUGAAGUGUGCCUUAAGGAUGCUAUCGCCUUACGCUGCUCGCGUCCUGUCAUGAGGCUGCAUGAACAUAUAAACGAGUUCCCUGGCCGUCACGUUGGCGAAAUCUCUUGUCAGGUGAACCAUGUUUUCAAUCCUAUGGAUGACGGGAAAAGUUAUCAAAACAGGGAGUGCCAGGUGGAGUUCGAAAUCCCAGCUUCGUGUUCUCCGACAUUUAUGACAUGGAACGUCAGUAACCAAUGGUAUCUUCAUGUUAAUGCUUUCUUUAAAUGCCUCGGUAAGGUGUCGACAAAGUCAUAUCACGGCAGCAUAAAACUUAUUUCCGAACCAAAAUUAUCUGUCAACAGUAUAGGGGAGGCGAGAGGACUUUCUGGAAAGGCAAAAGAGUUUCCUAGAAAGAUGGUAGAACUUCAAGGGAAUAAAGCAGUGGCAGAACUUCGUGGGGACAGAGCAGUGGUAGAACUUGAUGGAGACAAAGCAGCGGCAGAACUUCAUGGAGACAAAGUAGUGGCAGAACUUCCAGGGCACAUAGAAGUGGCAGAGCUUCCUGCAUGA